UGUCAGGGCAUCAGUCGUUCAUCCGAGCAACUAACAACAAUACAGACCAAGAUGUUCAAGCUGGUGGUAUUGUGUGCCUUCUUCGCCGCGGCGGCCGCCAAGCCCGGUGCACUCAUCGCGGCUCCCAUCACUCAGUACUCGACCUACGUGACUCCCGAUGUGACCACCAUCACCCGACAGGACAGCAGCGUGAUUCACCCAUCGCCGCUCUUCUACCAAGCACCUUUGGCUUACACUCACUUCAUCAAGAAGCGUUCUCCGCAGUUCCCCCUGACGUACGCCGCUCCUGCUACCUUCUACCCCAACUACUUGGCUGCCACUACGUACAACACGCCGUUGAUCCAGAGCCCCCCAUCCAUCCUGCCAGCGCCCAUCGCACCCAUCGCGUCCGUGCCCGCCGUGCACCUGAUCAAGAAGAGGUCCGCACCUUUGAUCCCAACGACAUACUUCGCGCCCAGCACCUACGCCGCCACUACUCCUCUUGUAGCUUCCACUUACACCGCGACCGCCCCUAUUUACUCACACGCUGCCCCCCUGCUCUCCCAGUCCAUUGCUAUCUCCCAGCCUCUUGCUUACACCCACCUUAUCAAGAAGCGUUCUGCUGCUCUGUUGAACACUUUCGUCGCCCCUACCUCUUACUCCCAUCAGUCAAGAUUUGAUCUGCAGGCAACCCACACUCCUUACUCUGCCAUAUCCUAUGCUGCCCCAUUCACCUACUCCAACUCCCUUGCCUACUCCAGCCCGCUCGCUGUAUCUCAUUUGUACUAUAAUCAGUUGAACAUGUUUCGUGUGGUAGUGUUGUUCGCAUCCCUGGCCCUGUGUCAUGGGCACGCAGUACCCGUGGUGGCGCACCACGCUGCUGUAGUGGCGCCGGUGGUGGCUGGCUACGCCGGUCACGGCUAUGGUGGCCAUGGAUUUGGAGGAUACGGCUACGGAGGACUUGGCCAUGCUGGUCUUGGUUUCGGAGGACUUGGCCACGGAGGACUAGGCCAUGGCGGACUCGGCCACGGAGGACUCGGUCAUGGAGGACUCGGACACGGCGGACUUGGUUUUGGAGGCUUAGGUGGUCUCGGAGGCCAUGGCUUGUUGGUCAAGGGAGUUGGACAUCAUAUCCACAAGCGUUCUCCUCAUCUCGUAGCUCCAGUUGCGCACGUUGCUCACGUGGCUGCUGUAGCCCCGGUGGCUCAUGUGGCUCAUGUUGCGCCGGUGGCUCACGUUGCGCCGGUGGCUGUGUCCCACCAGUCUCGCUUCGACGUGCAUUCAUCUCCUGCUGUGGUUGCCACCUCAGUAGUGCAGCCUGUUGUAGCCGCCCCCGUGGUGGCUGCUGCUCCCGCAGGACUCCACUUAGGAGGUAUCGGCGGAGGCCUGGGAGCUGGUCUCGGAGGCGGUUUCCACGGUGGCUUCGGAGGCGGACACUACGGACAUGGCUAUGGCUAUGGACACCACUAGUCGCGAUAUAUUUAAAAGAAAAUGAUUGGUUUUGUAAAUUAGGUAUGAAAAUGUAUUGUGUAGCUAUAAAUCUGCAAAUAAAGAUGUGAUAUUAA
Molecule: messenger RNA, 1544 nt
Organism: Helicoverpa armigera (cotton bollworm)
Lineage: Eukaryota; Metazoa; Arthropoda; Insecta; Lepidoptera; Noctuidae
Exons: 2
Coding region: 52-1449 (465 amino acids)
Source: RefSeq, a predicted model, not a curated record